Molecule: messenger RNA, 1243 nt
Organism: Medioppia subpectinata
Lineage: Eukaryota; Metazoa; Arthropoda; Arachnida; Sarcoptiformes; Oppiidae
Source: the annotation of a GenBank genome assembly
UCAUACGAGUUCAGUUCGUUGGGCGGAUGGGUGGCCACCCGGGCGUCCGGUAUGAAGAAAAACAUUUACGGCAACAUCGAAGACAUUCUGGUUCACGUGAAAAUGGUGACACCGAAGGGCACCGUUGAGCGCAACUGUCAGGUGCCCCGCAUAUCGUCCGGACCCGACAUUCAUCACUUCAUACUCGGUUCGGAGGGAACGCUGGGUGUUAUCACUGAAGUGACGCUCAAAGUGCGGCCGCAGCCCGAGUGCCAAAAAUACGGGUCGAUUAUAUUUCCCGAUUUCGAUACGGGAGUGGCAUUCAUGCGCGAAGUGGCCAAACAGCAGCUCAAACCGGCGUCCGUUCGGCUCAUGGAUAACGAGCAGUUCAUUUUUGGUCAGGCGUUAAAACCGGGCGCCGCGUCGAUACUGCAGUCAAUAGUGGACGGGUUUAAGAAGUUUUACGUGACAAAAAUCAAGGGCUUUGAUGUGAACCAAAUGUGUGUUUCAACGCUUCUCAUGGAAGGCAAUAAAGAGGACGUCGAGAGACUCGAAGAGAAAAUAAUAGCGAUUGCGGAACAAUUGGGAGGAAUGUCUGCCGGAGAAGAGAACGGACGGCGAGGAUAUCUACUGACAUUCGUUAUCGCAUACAUUAGGGAUUUGGGAUUAGACUAUGGAGUGGUCUCCGAGUCGUUCGAGACGUCCGUCCCGUGGGAUCGGUGUCUGGAUUUGUGUCGUAAUGUUAAGGAACGGCUCAAUAAUGAAGUGAAGAAAUACGUGACCACUAAACCGGCGCUCAUCACGUGUCGCGUCACUCAGACCUAUGACGCGGGCGCCUGUGUUUACUUCUACUUCGCGUUCAACUAUCAGGACGGCAUCGCCGGCGGAGAUCCGGUCCACGUAUACGAGACCAUUGAGACGGCGGCCCGAGAAGAGAUCAUUGCCACGGGUGGCAGUAUAUCGCAUCACCACGGGGUCGGAAAAAUACGUAAGCAAUGGCUCGAACAGACCAUUUCCAACGUAGGCCUGGGUAUGCUUAGGGCUGUGAAGCAAUACGUCGAUCCCGACAAUAUCUUCGCCAAUGGAAACCUCAUGAGUUGAUGGCCAUCGCUUUGACUGUCAGCCCUUACCCCACACCCAACCCCUCCUCAACCGAUGCAACUGUUCUUCUGUCGCAACCAUUUUACGUGUCUUUGAAUACAAUUUCAAAGCAUUAAAACGAUUGAAAAUUUUCAACUAAUUUAUUUGUAAUCACGAAACGGUC